Galendromus occidentalis (western predatory mite) is the source of this 1529-nucleotide messenger RNA. RefSeq names its product phospholipase D3. The transcript is spliced from 4 exons. The record is from RefSeq and is a predicted model, not a curated record. Bases 185 to 1453 code for a protein of 422 amino acids. Gene Ontology annotation, molecular function: catalytic activity. Lineage: Eukaryota; Metazoa; Arthropoda; Arachnida; Mesostigmata; Phytoseiidae.
GAAAGGUUUCAAGGAGUCUAUGCCUCCCUGAUAGCUCCUCGCUUGCGAGCUUAUCCUCUCUCCUUUCCUCGAGAACCUCUCCGUCAAAGGCUGACGACGCGCUUGACGAGAGAACAGAAUCGUUCGGCGCGUCUCCUCUAAAACAAUCUUGAAGAGAAACCGAGCACUGAUUCCUCAGCGAAAAAUGUUUGGAGCGACUGCAGUUGCCGUCGUGAUCGCAGCCGCCGUGGUGGCUGUAAGUGCAAUCGACAGCUGUGAGUUCGCUUUUGUCGAGAGCAUGCCUGAGGGACUGGAGUUCCCUCCCGACUCUCCUCUUCAUCCGAAGACUCAUCAAGUUUGGUUGGAUCUAACUCUGGGUGCCGAGAAGUCCAUCGACAUUGCGAGUUUCUACUGGACACUGCGCGACGAAGAUGUUCCUCCAGGUGAUAACUCGAGUUGGAUGGGAGAGCAAGUAUUCUCGGCUCUCAUGAACACCGGCUUGAAAAAGGAGAUGAAGAUCCGCAUUGCUCAGAACAAACCCAGCAGGAUCAAUCCAGCUAAGGACACGGAGCUUUUCGUGAAGGCCGGAGCCGCAGAAGUGCGAACAUUGGAUUUCGAUAAGAUUCUGGGCGCAGGUGUACUUCACACGAAGUUCUGGAUUGUCGAUGACAUGCAUGUGUACAUCGGGAGCGCCAACAUGGAUUACAGAGCUCUGAGUCAGGUGAAGGAGUUGGGGGCCGUCAUACACAACUGUCCGACUCUGGCCGCCGAUCUCAAGAAAGUCUUCGAAGUCUACUGGACGCUCGGAGAAAAUAAUCGCCUACCGGACUCGUGGCCUAGCAGCUUGGAAACACAUUUCAACGCGAAAACCCCAUUGCCUGUGAACCUCAAUUCUUCCGCUGCCCAGGUGUACAUUUCGAGUUCCCCUCCUGCGUUCAGUCCGGCUGGGAGAGCUGACGAUUUAGAAUCCAUUGUCGCCGCCAUCGACGCGGCUAAUGAAUUUGUUUACGUGGCAGUGAUGGACUUCAUUCCUCAAAUGCUGUACAGCGGCCCGCAGAAAGGGAAACUGUGGUUGCCCUUAGAGUCCGCUCUGAGACGAGCCGCCAUCGAACGAGGUGUCGAGGUUCGACUUAUGAUUAGCGAAUGGCAGAGUACGCGAGAAUCGGUCCGAGCCUUCGCCGCGUCACUCGGGGAGCUCGGUCACGCUUUUAAAAUCCAGACCCGCAAAUUCGUUGUGCCCAAACUCCCACCCAACAGAGUAGUUCCCUUCUCGCGCGUCAAUCAUAAUAAGUAUCUGGUCACGGACCAACAAGCCUUCAUUGGAACCUCGAACUGGUCAGGAGACUAUUUCGUCAACACAGCUGGUGUCGGACUCCACGUUUUCCAUAGGCAGAUCAUUCUUCAGCUCAAAGCUAUUUUCCUCAGGGACUGGGAGUCUCAGUACACCCACAGAAUAUACGAAAAUCGUCGCUGAUCUCAUCGAGUUGGUGUUCAUAGUCGAUAAUUGAGUAUGAAGCAUAAAUAAAGACAUGGAACAUAACAUUCCCCUU